UCGAGAAAAGCCACAACAAUGAGAAUGAGAGAAGAAAGAGAAAAGCCAUAGCAACUCCCGCAAUCCUUCACUCCCCUUUCCCUCCCUCGGCAUACAGGACGAUGGCGGACGAGAUUACAACAAUCGUUAUGGAUAAUGCUGCAGGUACCAGCCAUGGUGGCAGUGGCGACGGUGGUGGUUCACGAAAGUGUAUCUUCAAAUGGCCUCAGGAUCUUGUAAGUCGUCUAGGGGAGGACAUCCCCCGUGAACCUCAGGUGGUAGCCAUUGGGCCUUACCACCAUCGCCAAGAAAACCUAAUGAACAAGGAGUAUUAUAAGAGGAAAGCACUCUCCAGGGUGCUCCGCUUGUCUGGCGGACUUGGAGAAUCCAAGUUUGUGGUGGCCCUGAAAGAAGUGGAGCAGGAGCUCCGCGAUCACUACGACGAGCUGGAUGCUAAAAUCUGGCCAUCCGACUCUUUUGUUGUGAUGAUGCUUCUGGAUGGCUGCUUUUUGCUCGACUUUCUUUUUAAAUUGGACAAACUGGUGGACAAGCCCUUGACCGAGUCCCUACGCACGCAGCUGCUUUACACCCCUGCCUACGCCUUGCUUAUUCGGGACAUACACUUGCUAGAAAAUCAAAUUCCUGGACUCGUGUUGGAGGUGUUGAUGAAGGUUGCAGGAGGCUCCCAAAAUCCGUUAAGUGGUGGGAAACUGUCCUCUCAAGCCUUGCAUUUGUUAAACUUGCAAAGGAUGAGCCUCCUGGGUGAGAACCUCUUUCCCCGUCCUCCACGCUCCAUUUCAGCCCGUGCUCGACGGGCAGUUGAGCAUUUUUUCUGUCGUGCACCUGUAUCUCUACACAUUUUGCGUUCGUGGGGUUGUGACGUGACCAAUGGGUGUUCUGCGCCACACCCCGGAGAUGAUAACGAGGGCGUCCAGCAAACAAACGUUCUCGAAGUUAUAGCGCUUGAAGAGAACCUGCAGGGCGUCGCACUUGAGACGCUCUGGACUAUCACUCGAAGCUACAAGCAUCUGCGUUCUGCCAAGACGCUUCGCACAUCCGGAGUGACCUUUAAGAAGAGCAAACCCGAGACCGGCGUGUCGGGCGUGAGGUUUGAUAAAGGAGUUCUCUACCUCCCUGAGCUCGUACUGAACCAAGCAUCACAGGGAGUGUUCAUGAACAUGGUGGCCUUCGAGCGAAUGCAACCACAGAACAGAGGCAUCACCUCCUUCAUGUCAUUCAUGGAUUCUCUGAUAGACACUGCCGAAGACGUACGCAUUUUGGGAAAGGCAGGAAUCGUGACCAAUAAACUGGGCAGCGACGAGGAGGCUGCCAACAUCUUCAACAAGCUCGGCGUCCUUCAGAUGUGUAGUCCCUUUGAUAAGGUCCUGGAGGAGGUGCAGAAUUAUGCAUCCUUACCUCACCAUGGGUGGUGGGGGCACUUCAAGGAUACCUACUUAGCUAACCCGUGGACCAUUCUCUCACUCACUGGCGCCCUCUACCUCUUAUUGCUAGCCACCGUCCAAACAACAUACACUGUCUUGUCCUAUUACCACACUAAUCGCUCAGGCAAGUAGAGAAAGGUUUGUUUGGCUAUGUGCAACAGUCUCCAGUGUACAAUCUCGCCAAGUAAGUUUGUUUGUUUAGCCCACAUAUGAAACAACUAAAUAAUCAAGAUUAAAAAAAACAAAAAAGAAGCCGUGGGUUGUAAGAGCUGGGCA
Nymphaea colorata (pocket water lily) is the source of this 1697-nucleotide messenger RNA. RefSeq lists its product as uncharacterized. The transcript has 2 exons. Lineage: Eukaryota; Viridiplantae; Streptophyta; Magnoliopsida; Nymphaeales; Nymphaeaceae. The record is from RefSeq and is a predicted model, not a curated record. The coding region runs from base 102 to 1553 and encodes 483 amino acids.